Magnusiomyces paraingens is the source of this 1455-nucleotide messenger RNA. RefSeq lists its product as uncharacterized. The record is from RefSeq and is a predicted model, not a curated record. Bases 1 to 1455 code for a protein of 484 amino acids. Lineage: Eukaryota; Fungi; Ascomycota; Dipodascomycetes; Dipodascales; Dipodascaceae. The transcript has a single exon.
AUGUCUUCUUCUCAGGAAACCCUGUUUGUGCCCGUGCCAAACAAUCCCAAAAAACUAGGCUGGAGAAAAUCUUUUACCAAACUUUUUCGCUACUGUUGUUCUUUUUCUUUGAAGAAUAAGAAAAGUUUGCCCAGAUACUCUAAGAAUCUUAAAAAUAUAAUUGAAAUUGAAUCACCUUACACUGGAACUACAACUCUUGUUGAUGAAGAAAACGAAGACGAAGAUGAAAAAAAUGAAAGCUUUAAUGAUAGUGACAAAUAUAGUGAGAGUAAUCAAUAUUUAUUAGAUAAAGAAGAACCUUACAAUCAUCUUGAAAAUAAUCAAGUAACCCCAAUCAAAAGUAUUGAGGAAUACUCCACUGUAAGCACUUAUGAAAACUCUUCCUCAACCCAAAGUGAGACCACUGAAAUUACCGUUUGUGUAUCCCCACCACUCCUGGCUCAACCAGUUCCUUUAACCUUACAACAAUCCUCCACCCAACCCAUCAUCCCCUCAAAUGAAUGGAUUGCCCCACUAUCCUUAAACAAACCCCCCUUUGUCCCCCAGUUGUCUCCCAUUGCCGAAGACAUUGAAGAGGAAAUGACUCGCUGGGACUGGCCUAUGACCAAAAUCCCCUUCCCACCCUUCUGCCAUGACCAAACUAGCUCUUCCCCCCCACCCCCACCACUUGAAUUUUGCUCCCCUCCUUUGCCUCUUGACUCGUUUAACAUUCUCAACUGGUCAAGCACCCCCCAAUCCCGCAACUACAUCCAGUUAGCUGAAACAACCCUCGACAAGUAUGCAGAGGUAACCAUUCUCACCAAACGUGACGCUAUCCCCAUUCCAGAACUAGGACCAAGCUCCCGAAAUCACUAUGACUCUCUACGCCGUCAAGCAACCCACUCAAUGUUGGUCUCGCGUGAUGAAAUGAUAUAUGAAAAAACUUGCGACGUUGACCAAUUUAGCGAGCUCGUUGACAUUCGCCUUGCUGAUGAGGCUCAGGAGUCUCCAGAAGGCGUAGCGACCCAGUCCUACAUGCAACUUUCUCUUACCCUCGACAAGUUCAAAACACUCUUGGCCCGCGUACUCGAGGAAUACACAGUCUACAUCAAAACAACGGCCGACCUGGCUAUCACAAUCAAAUGCGGGAAACUUAACAUUGCCCAGCUAGAGCACCGCCAGGCAUACCUUGUAGCAUUGGCUGAAACUGGACCUGGUCCCUACCCAGGACUUGAGGGCCGAGAUAGUUUGAGACGCAUGACAAUGAGGCGAUCACUCAUUUUGUCAGCUGCCGAGUAUGGUGCACCUGCAUUGCACGAAUACAGUCGCCAAUGUGCUGCCAUUGAAAAACAGUUUGACUGGUACGGUAACCGUGCUUCCCAAUGUCUUGACCUGUUGGACAAGAUUCUAAAGUGUGGAAUGGAUGCAUUGUGCAAAGACUCCAGUGAAGUACGAGAAGAUCCCAAUUUCAUGUAA